Anopheles nili is the source of this 1041-nucleotide messenger RNA. RefSeq names its product inositol monophosphatase 2-like. NCBI's taxonomy places the organism in Eukaryota, Metazoa, Arthropoda, Insecta, Diptera, Culicidae. The coding region runs from base 112 to 960 and encodes 282 amino acids. Gene Ontology annotation, biological process: signal transduction; phosphatidylinositol phosphate biosynthetic process; inositol metabolic process. The record is from RefSeq and is a predicted model, not a curated record. Gene Ontology annotation, molecular function: inositol monophosphate 1-phosphatase activity. The transcript is spliced from 2 exons.
AUAAUCAGUUGAACAGGCGCUAAAGCAGGAGGUAAAGCAAUAUCAGCAAAAUAUUUCAAACAUUUUUUUCCGAUUUCAUCGGACUGUAAAGUUUAGUUUUUACAAAUCGACAUGGGCGACGAACGAGAGAUAAAAGAUGCCUUUGAUGCAGCAGUUGCAUUGGUGAAACAAUGCAGCGAAAUAAUAGUGGACGGCUACCGUACCGCUUCCAUGCGGGUCGAGGUGAAAGGCAAACAUUGGGACCUAGUGACCGAGUACGAUCAACGCGUGGAGGAUGUGCUGAUUACCGGACUUCGAAAACGUUUCCCACAUCAUAGGUUUUGUGCGGAAGAAUCGUCGUUUGCAAGUGGCGAACAAGUUAAACUUAGUUCUGACCCUACAUGGAUAAUCGAUCCAAUAGAUGGUACAGUCAACUUCGUACGAGGAAUACCGUUCACGUGCAUUUCUGUCGCUUUAGCCGUUAAUGGUGAACUACAAAUUGGUAUCAUAUCUAAUCCUUCUAACAAUGAGCUUUAUACCGCUAUCAAGGGACAAGGAUCAUUCUUGAAUGGGCGUCGCAUCAAAACACGUGCCACGGAACAGCUAAAAGAUGCCCUCGUAGGCCACGAAUUUUCAAUAGGCAGUUAUUUACCAAUACGAGCAGCUCUAUUCGAACGAGGUCAACGAUUCAUUGCCGAAUGUUUGGGUUUACGUGCGUUCGGUUCUGCUGCCCUUUCCUUGGCAUAUAUCGCUAGUGGACAGAUAGACGCUUAUAGCAUACAAUAUCUAAAACCGUGGGAUAUAGCAGCAGGCGCAUUAUUGAUUCAAGAAGCAGGAGGCACAGUAACCAACAUUACUGGAGGGAAAUAUGACAUAAUGAAGCCCGAUAUUGUUGCUGCUAGUAGUAAGUCAUUGGCUAUGCAGAUACUGCAGAUUGUACGUGAAGUUGACAAUGAUUUAAAACAACUGGAACAAAUGUAAUAGUUGAGAAUUGAUCAAAUAUACACACAAAAUGUUUGCCAUCACUUUUGAAGUUUUUAAACACAUGCGAUUGCAAUAGUU